This is a messenger RNA of Aethina tumida (small hive beetle), 1522 nucleotides long. RefSeq names its product Golgi to ER traffic protein 4 homolog. Lineage: Eukaryota; Metazoa; Arthropoda; Insecta; Coleoptera; Nitidulidae. The transcript is spliced from 5 exons. The coding region runs from base 70 to 1047 and encodes 325 amino acids. Gene Ontology annotation, cellular component: BAT3 complex; cytosol. The record is from RefSeq and is a predicted model, not a curated record. Gene Ontology annotation, biological process: protein insertion into ER membrane. Gene Ontology annotation, molecular function: protein binding.
UUCUAAAUGAUUAAAAACCAUACAUUCAUACCAACUUAUGACAAGGACUUGACACUUUUAUAAAUAAACAUGGCUGCGACAAGUGUUCGUGGGACUUCUAGAAUAGUUGAGAAAUUAGAAAAGGCGGUGAAAGAUGGGCAAUACUAUGAAGCACACCAAAUGUACAGAACGCUUUAUUUUAGAUUGUCAAGCCAGAACAAAUAUAAGGAGUUACUUGAUAUGCUGUAUAAUGGGUCUAUCUUAUUCCUAGAAAGGGACCAGCAAACGUCUGGCGCAGAUUUGGCAUUACUGUUGGUCGACACUCUCUCCAAAUCAGAGACUAAAGAAUACAGUGAUUGGAUACCAAAGUUGUGUCGAAUAUUUUGUAAUAUACAACCAGCUUCCCUCCAAAGAGAUCAGUUUUUAGCCAAUGUUGUCCGUUGGUCAGCUGCUGAAAAACCUCAGGGCCAUCCAUUGUUACAUCAAAAUAUUGCACAGAUUUAUUGGAACGAGAAAAACUAUCAGCAAGCCAGACACCAUUACAUUUAUUCAAAGGAUGGUUUAGGGUGUGCCCGUCUCCUCAUAGAGUUCCAAAGCCAGAACGGCUUCAAAAGCGAAGCGGAUCUGUUCAUAGCCCAAGCCGUUUUACAAUAUCUUUGUCUGAAAAACAAAAAUACGGCCAGUCAAACGUUCACCAGUUACACUGAACAGCAUCCGCGCAUAAAGAAAUCCGGCCCACCUUAUUUGCUACCUCUGCUCAAUUUCCUAUGGUUUCUGUUGCAGGCUAUAGAAAGUCGAAAGUUGCAAACGUUCGCGGUGCUGUGCGAGCAGUACGAGCCGUCGAUAAAACGGGAUCCGAACUACAUCGGAUACUUGGAUAAGAUUGGUCAGAUAUUUUUCGGUCUUAAUCCACCGCAGCAGCAGAAAGCCGGCGGCAUUUUCGGCAACAUACUCGAGAGUUUUCUUGCAGGUUUGGGAGACGAGAGCGACGACGAAUCAUCAUCGGACAAGAACACUGCGAAAGCGUCAACGAGCAGGAACAUGUUAGAGAAUACGGAGCUGGACUAGGGGCUGUGGGGGCGCCAGCCCGUCUGGAUGUUAACUCCACGCUGUCCUAUAGGAGUAAUGUUUUAUUUGAAUAUAUGAUCUACCGGAUGGACGGUCAGUUCGAUUCGAUGGAUGGUUGGCCCUCCGCAUGCUAAUCAAAAGUGCUCUUUAACGAUACGUACUAAUUACACGGGUCUGACUCGAAAAUAAAGCAUUAGUUCUAUAUGCGGUUUGAUAUAUUUGUAUAAGUCGUUUUUUAUGAGGCAAGUUAUAGACGUUAUUGUAUAUUUAUUUUAUUUUAAUAUUUUUUUGUUAUAAUUUUCAUGUUGAUCGGUUCCAGUGGUUGACGUGGAUUAACAUUCGAUCGCUUUAAAUGAAAACAUGUUCAAUUAAAUUGUUUCUGUGAUUACUUAUUUUAUUGGGUUAAAUUCUGUCUUGGUUUUCGAUUAUAAAUGACCUUGCUUGCAAAAUAAAAUUUUGUACCAGCAGUGUCUAA